This is a messenger RNA of Oncorhynchus tshawytscha (Chinook salmon), 2640 nucleotides long. Its product is annotated as tropomodulin-1. The transcript has 11 exons. Gene Ontology annotation, cellular component: striated muscle thin filament; myofibril. The record is from RefSeq and is a predicted model, not a curated record. Gene Ontology annotation, molecular function: tropomyosin binding. NCBI's taxonomy places the organism in Eukaryota, Metazoa, Chordata, Actinopteri, Salmoniformes, Salmonidae. Bases 376 to 1578 code for a protein of 400 amino acids. Gene Ontology annotation, biological process: myofibril assembly; muscle contraction; pointed-end actin filament capping.
UUUACUUUGCCUUCGUGGGAGUGUUGUACUACAUUACGCAAACCACUGAAAGACGAGUCGAAAGCAAAGUUCAGGAUUUCAACUCGGCUGCAGUUGACAACAUUCGAGGAUAUCCGUGUGGAUUCCCAACUUUUUUCCCACCCUUGGUUGCGGCGUACUUUUACUUUCCUUGUAUGAAGCGACUCUUUAGUGUGACUCGACUUCCCAGAAAAUAAUCCAUAUCUGGUCAAAAGUAUUCAACUGUCACAAAGCGGGACCCGUUCGCUAUAAAUAGCCGGGAUAAGCAGUGGAGGAGACUUCCUUUUGAAAACAUCGCUGGGCACUUAGUUGCCUUUUUUGGGGGAGGGGGAGUCAUUGGGAUUCUAUCGCGCCGCCAUGUCCAUCUCCUAUAAGAAGGAAGUAGUGAACUACAGGGACGUUGAUGAGGAGGAACUACUGAAGAAACUCUCAGAGGAAGAGCUACAGAGGCUGGAGGAUGAGCUGGAAGAGUUAGAUCCUGACAAUGCCCUGUUGCCGGCCGGGAUGAGGCAGAAGGAUCAGACCAAGAAGAAGCCGACCAGAACCUUCCAGAGAGAGAACCUGGUAGCCCACCUAGAGAAGCAAGCCAAGGAACACCCUGACAAGGAGGACCUGGUUCCGUUCACUGGAGAGAAGAGAGGUAAAGUCUUUAUACCUAAGGAUAUGGUGGAGCCCAUCAUGGAGAAUGUAUCUCUGGAGCCAGAGCUGGAGGAGGCACUGGCCAACGCCAGCGACGCUGAGAUCUGCGACAUUGCCGCCAUUCUGGGAAUGCACACUCUGAUGAGUAACCAGCAGUACUACGAGGCUUUGGCCAGCAGCAAUAUAGUCAACAAACAAGGCCUUAACAGUGUUGUCCAGUGUACUCAGUAUAAGCCUGUGCCUGAUGAGCAGCCCAACUCUACUGACGUGGAGGAGACGCUGUUGAGGAUGCAGAGGAACGACCCUGACCUGCUGGAGGUCAACCUCAACAACAUCAAGAACAUUCCAGUGAAGACACUGAAGGCUUUUGCAGAAUCCCUGAUCGAGAACACUGUAGUGGAACGCUUCAGCAUGGUGGGAACCAGGAGUAAUAAUCCCGUAGCCUUUGCCCUGGCAGAGAUGCUGAAGGUGAACACCACACUGAAGAGUCUAAACAUAGAAUCCAACUUCAUCACAGGGACGGGUAUCCUGGCUCUCAUUGCCUCACUGCAGUCCAACACAACCCUGCAGGAACUCAAGAUCGACAACCAGAGCCAGCCGCUAGGUAACAAGGUGGAGAUGGAGAUAGCCAGCAUGCUGGAGAAGAACACCACGUUGUUGAAGUUUGGCUACCACUUUACCCAGCAGGGCCCCAGGCUGAGGGGCUCCAACGCCAUGAUGAACAACAACGACCUGGCUCGGGUAAUCCGAUCUGAUCAUCACUCGGACAAUUCCUUUACCCUCACUCUGUCCGUGCCGGAACUGGAGAGGGCAUUUGGUAAAAAAGUUCAAGCCGAAACUCACCAAACCCAAGACCAAGAAAUAAGAAAGAGAAGGCUUGAAGGAGGUCCCAUCUUCCCCAAGUGUCGGACAAGCGUGUAGCGCCGUGCCAGGCGGCAGCACUGCCCGGGCCCGCCCAGCCCCGUAUUCAGCCAGACGCACUCCAACAGAUAUCCCAUCAACCCCUGCUUCCGAAACCCUAACCUCGACCCCUCCGUGAUGACAGAAAUCUUUCCAAUUCGAAUGUCAGAGGCUUUGGCAAAUCUUGUUCCUAUUGUGGAAUGGAGUUGAUCUACUAUUGUAAAAAAAAAUAAAAAAUUCCCUUCACAGUUUUCUACUGAUAUCGGUUUAGAUAUCUUCAGUAAUAAUAAUAAUAUCUGGUAAUUGUGACAUAGAGAAGCAGCCCACAUAUACAGAAAAUAUUUAUUUUGUUUACUGGAGAUGAACUUGUUGUGGUUGAAGAUGAAAUGGUGUUACACCCAUAAUGUAUAUUGUACCAAAUGCCAAGGGCAGCAGAUAGCCUAACGGUUAAGAGUGAAAGGUCGCCGGUUCAAAUCCCCGAGCCGACUAGAUGGAAAAAAAUCGGACGGAUGUGCCCUUGAGCAAGGCAUUUAACCCUAAUUGCUCCUGUAAGUCGCUCUGUAUAAGAGCGUCUGCUAAAUGACUCAAAUGUAAAUGACUUAACUUGCUUAUGAUGUUCAUACCACAUUACGGAUUUCAGCAUUUCACAACCACGUAACUUAAUGUUUUAAGACAAGUUGUUAGUCUGCACUUUGUGCUGUCUGUAAGCAAAGGCACAUAACGGUACAUGGAAGCUAUGUUCAGAGGAAUUGUUAAAGAUUAAAAACAUUUGGGGUGUAAGUUGUUUGUUUGUCAAAGUUGACCCCAUAGAGACAACCACUAAAAGCUGGUCCUAGAUCAGUUUGUCCGCUAUGGUGUAAAUUCUGUAGUAUUACUGAUCUCUAGUCAGUUUAAGUCUUCUCGGUCAAACCUUACACAGAGAGAGGUUGCUACUAAAGCGUUGGUUCUAGAUCAGUUUCGUGACGAAGUCGAUAUCUACUUAAGACUGACCAGGUGAAAGCUAUGAUCCUUUGUUGAUGUCACUUGUUAAAUCCACUUCAAAUCAGUGUAGAUGAAGGGGAGGAGACCGGUUAAAGAAGGUUU